Manihot esculenta (cassava) is the source of this 1014-nucleotide messenger RNA. RefSeq names its product protein BUD31 homolog 1. Gene Ontology annotation, biological process: mRNA splicing, via spliceosome. Bases 226 to 663 code for a protein of 145 amino acids. Gene Ontology annotation, cellular component: spliceosomal complex; nucleus. The transcript is spliced from 5 exons. NCBI's taxonomy places the organism in Eukaryota, Viridiplantae, Streptophyta, Magnoliopsida, Malpighiales, Euphorbiaceae. The record is from RefSeq and is a predicted model, not a curated record.
AACAAAAGCAAUUUAUGGAAAAAGGGCAAUUCUUUGAAUUGGGUCGAACUUCUCGCUAUUUGAGCUUCACAGAGUACGCUGGUGAGUCGUUGCUUGUACGGUCUGGCUAAGAAAAUCCAGCUUCUGGUGCGCUGUUGCUGAAUCUGUCUCUCUCAGUCUCACUAGUAUACUCACCGCACAAACCCUAAACAUCAGUAAAUUGUUUGAUUACUUGCCUUUGCAGAAAUGCCAAAAGUGAAGACAAAUCGGAUCAAAUAUCCGGAUGGAUGGGAAUUGAUCGAGCCUACUCUUCGCGAGCUAGAUGCCAAGAUGAGGGAAGCUGAAAAUGAUUCUCAUGAUGGCAAGAGAAAAUGUGAAACGCUCUGGCCUAUUUUCAGAAUUGCCCAUCAAAGGAGCCGCUAUAUUUUUGACAUUUAUUAUAAAACAAAUGAAAUUUCUAAAGAGCUUUAUGAGUUCUGCUUGGAACAAGGUUAUGGCGACCGUAACCUCAUUGCAAAAUGGAAAAAGCCAGGAUAUGAACGACUCUGCUGCCUACGCUGCAUUCAGCCAAGGGAUCACAACUUUGGCACUACUUGUGUGUGCAGGGUUCCCAAGCAUCUGAGAGAGGAAAAGGUUGUUGAGUGUGUCCAUUGUGGUUGUAAGGGCUGUGCAAGUGGGGAUUGAUAGCUACAAUGUGUAAAAUCCUCCAUUGUUUAAGGGCCUACCUGUUUGAUGGGAACUGAGAAGCGAGAAGUCUAAGGUGGACUUGACCAAAUCUCACACUCAUCAAAUUUUCUUCUCAAGUAUUCAAACUGAGAAUAUGGCACAUAGUUAGUUAUCUUUCCAUACCCUUGCCAGAUAGGAAUUUGUGCGCAACUAUUGUGUGAAUCUGGGAGCUCUAUUCAACUAAUGUUUGAUGAGAUUUGAACUAAAGUAGAUUAUUAACUAGCAUUAUUUCCUUUUUUUUUGGGAAAACAUUAAUAUCCGUGAACCUGCCUCUUUUAUCAUGAUAUUUGUAUGACUGCUUAUCAUUUC